Populus euphratica (Euphrates poplar) is the source of this 660-nucleotide messenger RNA. The record is from RefSeq and is a predicted model, not a curated record. NCBI's taxonomy places the organism in Eukaryota, Viridiplantae, Streptophyta, Magnoliopsida, Malpighiales, Salicaceae.
AUGACUAAUGCAGAAAGUAGAGGUACAUUACAUGUAAAACUUGACUCAAUUAUUGAUCGUCAAGCAGUGAAUGACUCCCACGUUGCAUCUGAUCUUGGCCCCUUCAAAUCUGAUAUUUCUAUUCCCGCUCUAUUCGUGUUCGGAGACUCUUGGGUGGAUAGUGGAAAUGGAAAAUAUAUGGGUAAUCCAAAUCCAUCUUCUGCAUAUUGUGUGGAUUUUAAAGUAGAUAAUCAGAGCAGAGCCUCCAAUGGAAAAACUAAGGCAGAUUUUAUUGCUCAAACUUUUGGAUUACCAUUUCUUCCUCCUUUUUUGAGUUUGAAGAAAUCGGAAAGCAUUCAAUUCGGGGCCAAUUAUGCAUCUUCUGGUUGUGGUAUUCUUCCCGAAACAAAAAAAUACACAUAUGUCAAAUGCUUGGAUUUGGACGAACAAAUUGAAUUGUUUAAGAGUUCCUUGAAGAAUUUAAAAAAUCUUGAUGACUUGUCAAAAUCUCUUAUAUUCAUCAAUAUAGGACAAAAUGACAUGGACCUCAACAAAAGAUUGUCGUAUAAUGGUUCUCUUGACAUGGGAAAAUAUCUUGCCGAACCAUUAGCCACACGAUUACAGAGACUUUACGAUCAUGGUGGACGCAAAUUCCUAGUGAGCAAUUCCCUUCCUCUAGGA